UAUUCAUAUUGUAUGCCAAUGAAGAGGACGGACACAAUAUUUUCCAACAAAUAUACUCACAAAAUAUGACUGAUUCAGGGUAUGUAUGGCUGGUCAGUGAACAAGCCAUGGAGGCGCCCAAUAGACCCGACGGAGUGUUGUCUUUAAGAUUAAAUUCGCUGAACGAGAGCGCAAUGAUUCGUGACUCCGUCCAAGUGCUGACAAAUGCAUUGAAAGAGAUGUAUGAAAACGAUAACAUAACAGUUCCGCCCACCGAUUGUGGCAAGAUUUCGACCAACAAAUGGGAAUCGGGAAUAAAAUUUUUCAAAUACUUAAAAAACCAGACUUUUAAUGGAGAGACCGGAAGAAUCGCUUUCGACGAAUUUGGAGACAGACUUCUCAGCGAUUAUGAUAUCGUGAACAUCAUAGAGGGAAAGGAGACAACAGUUGGCACCUACUCUUUCUCUAAGAAUAAUAUGAAAAUGGAGUUACAUUUAAACGAAGACCAAAUUGUUUGGCCCGACAACGAACGUACCAAACCAUUGGGCUAUAUAAUUCCAAAACAUUUAAGAGUCUUCACUUUGGCUGAGAAGCCAUUCGUUUGGGUGAAGCCAACCAUUAGAGACAGUAUUUGCAAAACUGGACAAAAACUUUGUCCAAAAUAUAACACAACAGUUAAGAAAUAUUUAGAUGAAUGCUGUGAAGGAUAUUGUAUUGACUUAAUGGAAGAGUUGGCUAAAAGAUUGAACUUUACCUAUGAUUUGGAACAAGUAGAAGAUGGACAGUACGGGACAUAUAAUUUCAUAAACGGAUCCAGGAUAUGGAGUGGACUCGUAGGUGAGGUGCCAUCAAAUCAAAUUGGAUACCACUUAUUAAAUAUGUGCUCAUUUUCAGGAGAAUUAGUCUAUAGAAGAGGAGAUAUGGUGGCCGCGCCCCUCACCGCAAAUCCCGAGAGGGGACAAGUUAUUGACUUUUCCAAGCCUUUCAAAUACGAGGGAAUCACUAUUCUUCAAAAAAGACAGCCCCGGAAGGCAGCGUUGGCCUCAUUCUUACAGCCCUUUGAGAACACUCUUUGGUUCUUAGUGUUAGUGUCCGUACAUGUGGUGGCACUGGCCCUCUAUCUUCUCGACCGAUUCAGUCCAUUCGGUGGCUUUAAAAUGGCAGAUGUCGUGCCGUCAGAUGAAGGUGCUCUCAACCUGUCCAGUGCUAUCUGGUUCUCAUGGGGUGUUCUAUUGAACAGUGGAAUCGGCGAAAGAACUCCAAGAAGUUUCAGCGCUCGUGUAUUGGGAAUGGUUUGGGCUGGUUUUGCGAUGAUAGUGGUCGCCUCAUAUACUGCUAAUUUAGCCGCUUAUCUGGUGCUCAAUCCACGGGACGACCAGGCUGCUGUCUCUGGCAUUGAGGACUCUCGGCUCAGGAAUCCGACCGAAAACUUCACUUUUGCAACCGUAAAGGGAAGUGCUGUCGAUAUGUUCUUCAGAAGUCAAGUCCAUCUCUUUAAUGCCUACCGAACUAUGGAAGAGACGAAUAGACAAAGUCCUGAAGAGGCCAUCGCAGCCAUUAAGUUAGGUUUGUUCAGACAUUCAUAU
Molecule: messenger RNA, 1565 nt
Organism: Oppiella nova
Lineage: Eukaryota; Metazoa; Arthropoda; Arachnida; Sarcoptiformes; Oppiidae
Source: the annotation of a GenBank genome assembly